AACCCACGGACACAGGGACUGGACGCAGAGACACUUGGACUUUAUUAUAUAGGAUAAGAUAUUACAUAUUCAUAUAUUGCAUUAAGCAUCAAGCCAAUGGUAAACCCUGCAAAGGGAUCUGGAAGGAGUGGUUUCUGUUCUGAAGCCCAGGCAGGAGCGAAGGCCACGGUACUCCUCAAGGCAGCAACCACAAAGGGGGUUCCUACUUUAUGUGUGUCAUUAGGGGCCUGUUUGCCUUGAGUUGACCCCACAGAUAUACAGGUGGGCUGGCACUUAAAAUGGUUUUCCCAAUGCCUGGCCAAACCCUUCCUCUGUAAUCAAUAAAGUUGUGCCAAUAUUUGACCCAAGCAACGUGUCCCAUGUGUUUUUUCAAGAUGGUCAUGGGUGAUGGGGGCAUGUGACUCACACAAUGCCUCUCUACAAUCCCCACCCUCACAGUAAGGGUGUUGUUUCUUAACAUCACAAAAAUACUAAUUUCCUUGAGUGCAAUCUAAUGCACGAUGUGCUGUACUGCAGCUGAGGACUGUUAACGUACUUCCUUCAAAGUUGUGAAAUUGCAGGUGGAAUCAAACUGAACGUAGAGGAGUGGCCACAUUUCUUGGCGUCGAACUGGGGAAGGGUUACGUUUAGUUGAAAGAUAAGCCAAAGAAGAACCUUUGUACUUCUAGAAGUUCUGAAACGACACAGAGGAAGCAAAUACGGUGGAUUACAAAGUUCUACAUCAUGAGCACUGCAGGGAAAGUCAUUAAGUGCAAAGCUGCCGUUGUCUGGGAAGUCAAUAAACCAUUUAGUAUUGUGGAAAUAGAAGUUGCCCCACCUAAGGCACACGAAGUUCGUAUUAAGAUUUUGGCGUCUGGAGUCUGUCGCUCCGAUGACCAUGGGAUAAGUGGGGCAAUGCACGUAAAAUUCCCCAUUAUUCUUGGUCACGAGGCAGCUGGUGUUGUGGAGAGCGUUGGGGAAGGGGUUACCUGUGUGAAACCAGGAGACAAAGUCAUCCCACUCUUUGCCCCACAGUGUGGAGAAUGCAGCGCCUGCAAACAUCCCAGAGGCAAUCUGUGCAAAAUCCUUGGCGGCACUGGAUUAAUGCCCGAUGGCACCAGCAGGUUGACUUACAAAGGCCAGCAGAUCCACACCUUUGUCAGCACUGGAACCUUCACAGAAUACACCGUGGUGCAUGAGUCUGCGGUGGUCAAAAUUGAUGCUGCUGCUCCUCCAGAAAAAGUGUGUCUGAUUGGCUGUGGGUUUUCUACUGGCUAUGGUGCUGCCAUCAACAGUGCAAAGGUGGAGCCUGGUUCAACCUGUGCCGUUUUUGGUCUGGGAGGAGUUGGCCUCUCAACUGUCAUGGGCUGCAAAGCAGCUGGAGCUUCCCGAAUCAUCGGGGUCGACAUCAACAAGGAUAAAUUUCCCAAGGCUAAAGAGAUGGGAGCUACAGAGUGUGUCAACCCUCUGGAUUUCAAGGAGCCCAUCAAUGAAGUGCUGUUUGGCUUGACAGACGGUGAAGGUGUUGACUAUUCAUUUGAAGUGAUUGGGCGCACAGACACCAUGACUGCUGCCUUGGCUUCCUGCCACAUGAAUUAUGGGACCAGCGUGAUUGUCGGAGUGCCCCCUUCAGCUUCUGAAAUUACCUUCUCUCCAGCACUUAUCUUCACGGGUCGCACUUGGAAAGGAUCUAUAUUUGGAGGUUGGAAAAGCAAAGAUGCUGUUCCCAAGCUGGUUUCAGAUUUCAUGGAGGGGAAGUUUGUUCUUGAUCCACUAAUUACCCAUACCUUGCCUUUUGAUAAAAUCAACGAGGGCUUUGAACUGCUGCGUUCAGGAAAAAGUAUUCGCAGUGUCCUGGUAUUUUAAAGUCCAUGCUGAUGAGGAAGAAUACAAGACAAUGACCUUUGCAAGCUCAGAUCGCCACAUUGCCUAGUAGGAUGUACUGUAGGUGAAGAUGACUGGACUCUGCAAUGUCAACCCUGGCAAUGCUCAUUUAUCAACACGUAGGUCUACCCCAAGACCGUCACGUUUUUCCUCCAAAUGCAACAGAAGAAAAUUACCAUAAAGACAAUCUUACGUUGUGAUUCAAACUAUCAAUAUCCUGUUUAAUGAAGCAACAACACAAAUAAUUAUAAUCAUGUACUGUAUUUUAAAGGUGAGAGGGUGGGUAGUUUAGGCAGCUGUCUUAUAUAUAUUUGGGAUUAAGUCACACUGAACCCUGUGGAGUAUGCAUGCUGUAAAUCAGUAGCUCGAAAUCUCUUUACCGAAAUAAACUUCGUACCGUUUUACAUUGGCAAUAAGUAUAGGACAUAGAGGUUUCUUGGUGAUGCACAAAUGAUAACUAUUUCCUGAGAACUCUUUAAGGAAAAUUGCUGUAGUUUUUUGUGUGUUCUGAUAUGAAAAUCUGGCAAUGGCAAAAUAAUACAAGUUUUUGCUGCUUAAAUUCCAGGGUGGGUAUGGUUGGUGCCUUAUAUUGCAAGGAGUGGUGAACUGUAUGGAUUAUAUCGUGAACGCCUAAUAAAAAUAGUUAUGAAUUCCAAUGGACUUCCAUCAC
Messenger RNA from Zootoca vivipara (common lizard), 2533 nucleotides. The record is from RefSeq and is a predicted model, not a curated record. Lineage: Eukaryota; Metazoa; Chordata; Lepidosauria; Squamata; Lacertidae.